AUUAGUAUGCUUCCGUCGUUCAGUCAGCGGUUGUUUUAGCGGUGCGUGCCUCUGUCAAAGUUGUGUUUUUCAUGUUUCCAUUGUAUUUUCCUGUCAAAAGAGUGCAUCCCAACUAGACCAUCAACGGUUUCCUCGCUUGAAUGUUGGUUUCAAAAUAUGAGUUUCUGGCCAUUGCGUCUGCAAAGUGUGGGUCUUUCGUUUUUUUGAACUUAUGUCAAGGUGAGGCUAGUGCCUGCGAUUCGUUCCAGCAAUCCGUAUCCUUUGAAAAUCCGCGCUCACCCCUGCAGCACCCAUCUUUUCGUAUUGUGCAUAAUCCUGAAGUGCUAAGUUAUCCCUAGUUUUCUAGUGCAGAAUUUUCCUCCCCGAGAAAAAAAACAACAAAAUAAACAGGACAGGACGACAAAGGAUCUACUACUCGAUGUACGUAUUCUAGUACUGCGUAGGGUACGCGCGCGGGGAUCCUUGUUCCGUUCAUUUGCUCCACUCCUUGGUAGCUCCACUGUGUCCAGCCUUAAGAGUGGCUUUGUUGAAAGGUGCGCGCGGGGUGUUAAGGUCGUGAACCCUCGUGAAUUUUCAUACAUUCCUCUGAAUUGAUACAGUUUUUUUUCUUUCCCUGACUGACGACCCGUUUUGCAUCUUAUUAAUAGCCAACAAAACAAUCGUCUGGUGCUCGAUUCGCCGUAUGGGACACUGUCUUUCGCGGAAAAGCGCACGGAAAACAUAUCCCUGAAAUUUUUUUCGAAGCAACUCGCCGCUGUUUUGGUGCUUUAUGAAUGUGUUUUAAAAGUUUCCAUUUAGAAGAAGUUAAUGCAUUUCCGAUUCCGGAAAAUUAUCUUAAAUAGUUGUGAAAAAAAGUGCAAUAUUCAAGGAAAAUUCCUAGACAAGUGUUUCUUCAGAUAAAUUUAAAGAUUUCAAAACGGAAAUCUAGCACCAAGUGAAAAUGUGAUUUUGAAUACAAAAGUGUGAUCGCUGCCAAGUGUUGAAUCUCUAAAAGUGCAUAAAGUGCAGUUGCAUGGUCCUCAACACUCUGGAAUACUUGUUUCAUCGAGAGGUUGCCCUAUAGUGAACGAAAUCAGGAUCUGCUGAAGCUGAAAAUAGUUUAAAUUGACUGCACCAAACAAUGCGCCAAUGAAUUUCUGUGAUGGGACCUAAUUUUGUGAGUUAGGCAAAAAAUAGCUUGAACAUUUUCCAAGUGCUGUACAUAUAUAUAUAUUUAAUGAAUGCAAGCUAGCACGAAACGCUUAACACCAAACAAAAGUGAAUUAAACAGUCAUGACACCAACAACAAAGCAUUUUUAAUCCAUUAGAAAAUCCGGUUGAUUCCCAAGUGCUACUAAAUUAUUCACUAAGCCCUGAAUGCACUGGCAUUCACUCCACCCCCUUCUGCCGCUUAGAAUACAGGACAAAUGAAAGUAGCAAUAGAAAUAGCAAUUAAUGGAAAAUUCUGUGAAAAUUCAGUGCGGUAGUGUUCAAUAUUUAAUGGUACUCCAUAUUUAACAUUGAUUAUCGGUUUUGUUGCUAAUUUUCGAAAACUGUGUGGAUCCCGGUCGUUUCGAUAAUCGCGUCCAGCCAGGUAUACGCGGUAUUUUGAUAACGACCUUUGCUCCGUAACGUUUUUCGAAAGUAGCAACACAAUUACGAUAAUUGUUCGGCGCCAAGGUUCAACACAAGUUGCUCUGAUGAUGGGAUACAUCAUGGGGUGUGCUUGUUUUAAAGAGCCCAGAAAAGACAAGACUGAUGCCCCCAACUGGUGGUAAUGGAACAUUAUCACCAAGCACCGAACAAUCAUGUCAGGGAUCCAUAUUGCCUCCACCGGGCGGAGGCUCUACGGAUGCAAUGCAAACAUCGAAGUUGGAACGUCCGAAUUCCCUUGGGCCCAACAAAAUAUCACGCCGAAUGAUAUGCUACCACAAUGAUCAUUAUCCUGAAGGCGGCGGUGGUCCACCAGGUAGUACACCCCCUCCACCUCAAGGUGAUGGUCAACAAUCCCUUCCAGGGCAUAUUUUAUUAUCUGAACUUCCAGAGCCCCCAAUACCACUGUCAGAGAUUGGACCAAUCCCACCGCCACCGAUGUUCUCAACGCCGAGUCCAACGCUGAUAGCUGGUCGACCUCAUGGACCUGGUGCCAUCAAUGAACAGGAUUAUCAAGAUUAUGAAUAUGAUGAUCAAGAUGGCGACCACGAGGAGAUCGACUCAGAUGAUGAGUAUAUUUUCACAAUGCCACAACCAAACCCCGCAAUCGAUACAUGUAGAAUUGAAGAAAUUCCAGCGAAAGAACCCAAGUUUAAUGCAGUUCCUUUAAAAUCGGCGUUAAAAAAGAAACCAGGUACCAAUUCGAGUCCUGGUACACCAACACAAGAGAAUAAUACUAAUUCUCGACCAUUGGUUGUGCGACAAGAAGCUAAUAAUUAUUCAUUAAAGCCCAUCCUUCGACCACGGAUUAGGAUAUGUAUCCCAAAUGACGAUCGAGAGUGAGUCGAAAAUAAUGUU
Hermetia illucens (black soldier fly) is the source of this 2490-nucleotide messenger RNA. RefSeq names its product WASH complex subunit 3-like. The record is from RefSeq and is a predicted model, not a curated record. NCBI's taxonomy places the organism in Eukaryota, Metazoa, Arthropoda, Insecta, Diptera, Stratiomyidae. The coding region runs from base 1738 to 2475 and encodes 245 amino acids. The transcript has 7 exons.